AUGAAGCUCGUAAGAUUCCUGAUGAAAUGUGCGAAUGAGACCGUCACAAUCGAGCUUAAAAACGGCACUAUCAUUCAUGGAACGAUCACAUCAGUUUCCCCCCAAAUGAACACUGCGCUCCGAACAGUCAAGAUGACCCAGCGCGGCAACGACCCUAUCUCUCUCGAUACAGUUAACCUCCGUGGAUCUACAAUAAGAUACUAUAUACUCCCUGACUCACUCCCUCUUGAUACUCUAUUAAUCGACGAUGCACCUAAACCAAAGAAUAAAGCGAGGAAAGAAGUUGCAGACAGGGGAGGAGUCCGCGGCGGUAGAGGACGAGGUGGACCUAGAGGACGUGGAGGCUUUAGAGGUGGACGUGGUAGAGGAGGUGGUCGAGGCUUUUAA
Messenger RNA from Blumeria graminis f. sp. triticale, 387 nucleotides. The record is from the annotation of a GenBank genome assembly. NCBI's taxonomy places the organism in Eukaryota, Fungi, Ascomycota, Leotiomycetes, Helotiales, Erysiphaceae.